CGCCCGCCUCCAGCAGAGCCGGGAGUGUUGACGGGAGGCGGUCACGCUCCGGCCUUCCUUACCCGCCGGCCGCCCGCCGAGCCAGGCCGGAGGUGCGCGCACCGGUCCGUCCCGCGACCACCUCCGAAGACGCAGUCGUCCAGCUGACUGGGCCGUCGGCGAUGUUUUAUUUCCACUGUCCGCCACAGCUAGAGGGCACUGCAUCCUUUGGCAACCACUCAACGGGGGACUUCGAUGACGGGUUUUUGCGCAGAAAACAGCGGCGGAACCGAACAACGUUCACUCUUCAGCAGCUGGAAGCUCUCGAGGCAGUUUUUGCCCAAACGCACUAUCCAGAUGUCUUCACCAGAGAAGAGCUAGCCAUGAAGAUAAACCUCACAGAAGCUAGAGUGCAGGUUUGGUUCCAGAACCGAAGGGCCAAGUGGCGGAAAACCGAACGAGGGGCCUCGGACCAGGAGCCUGGUGCCAAGGAGCCCAUGGCAGAGGUGACGCCCCCACCAGUGAGAAACAUCAACUCCCCGCCCCCUGGGGACCAGGCCCGGAGCAAGAAGGACACCCUGGAGGCCCAGCAGAGCCUGGGGCGAACAGUGGGUCCCACGGGACCUUUCUUCCCCUCCUGCUUGCCGGGGACCCUCCUGAACACAGCCACAUACGCCCAGGCCUUGUCACACGUCGCCUCUCUGAAAGGGAGCCCACUAUGCUCUUGCUGCGUCCCGGACCCCAUGGGCUUGUCCUUCCUCCCCACCUACGGCUGCCAGAGUAACCGCACCGCCAGUGUGGCCGCCCUGCGCAUGAAGGCCCGCGAGCACUCGGAAGCCGUCCUGCAAUCCGCCAACCUCCUGCCGUCCAGCAGCGGCAGCCCGAGUCCCGCCGCCAAGCCGGCACCCCCGGAUGGCAGCCAGGAUAAGACCCCUCCUGCCAAGGAACAGAGUGAGGGUGAGAAGAGCGUAUGA
Messenger RNA from Trichechus manatus latirostris (Florida manatee), 953 nucleotides. RefSeq names its product dorsal root ganglia homeobox (gene DRGX). Bases 162 to 953 code for a protein of 263 amino acids. The transcript has 7 exons. Gene Ontology annotation, biological process: regulation of transcription by RNA polymerase II. Gene Ontology annotation, molecular function: DNA-binding transcription factor activity, RNA polymerase II-specific; RNA polymerase II transcription regulatory region sequence-specific DNA binding. The record is from RefSeq and is a predicted model, not a curated record. Lineage: Eukaryota; Metazoa; Chordata; Mammalia; Sirenia; Trichechidae.